Batrachochytrium dendrobatidis JAM81 is the source of this 642-nucleotide messenger RNA. RefSeq lists its product as uncharacterized. The transcript has 6 exons. The record is from RefSeq and is a predicted model, not a curated record. Lineage: Eukaryota; Fungi; Chytridiomycota; Chytridiomycetes; Rhizophydiales. The coding region runs from base 1 to 642 and encodes 213 amino acids.
AUGUACUACUUCACUAGCACAGCAACUAAUCCACCUGCCAAAAUUUACAUGGGAAAGGACAAGUACGAAAAUGAAGAACUAAUCAAAUAUGGAUGGGAAACCGAUGUAUGGUUUCAUGUGGAUAAGCUCAGCUCAGCCCAUAUUUACUUGCGACUCGAAAAAGAUCAAUCUUGGGAUGCAAUUCCUGAAGCGCUUCUUACAGAUUUGGCACAGCUUACCAAAGCCAACAGUAUAGAAGGUAACAAAAAAGACAAUCUGACCAUUAUUUACACGCCAUGGAGCAAUCUGAAAAAGACACCUGGCAUGGAAACCGGACAAGUCACAUUCCACAAAAACAAUGUGGUUAAGCGGGUGCAUAUUGAAAAGCGAGUCAACGAAAUUGUCAAUCGUUUAAACAAAACUAGAGUGGAAACGUACCCAGAAUUAGCAGAGGAGAAGAUUCAACACCAGCGCGAUAUUCGAGCUGCUGGGAAACAAACCGAGCAGAAAAUUAAACUGGAGCAUAAACUAUACAUCAAGGAGAAGCGUAAAGAAAAGGAAAUGUUUGAUUACGGACUGGUAAUCAAAGAGGAUCAUAUGUAUUCCAACAAAUCUGCCGCGGGAGGCCGAUCUGUGCAAGAAAUUGAAGAUGACUUUAUGUAA